CUCCGCACUCCUCCCUCCCUCCACCCCUUUCGGGAAAGCGGGGGCCUCUCUAGCCGACGGGGAGAUGCUACGCUAGAGACGGUGGGAAUCGUUCCGAACGUGCUCUAUGGUUGCUGCGGGGGGGCGCACCAAUGGCGUAGUCCGUCCGCCCCCCCCCCCCACUUUAUUUCCGGAAGUGAGGUCUUCCUCCUCGGCCGCCGCGGCUCGGGGUCGGGGUGGGCAGCGCCGCCGCGGGCGCCGGGGGGAUGCUCGGGUCUGCCGGGGACCGGCUCCAGCACCGCGCGAUUUAAUUAUGCCUUGCAGCUCUUAAGAGUCUGAAAUAAAUAUCUUCAGAGUACGGAAUGAUCUAGAAAAAGAUGGAAGACGUACAGCUAAUUGCACCCAACAUGACGAGCACUGAAGAAGAGCCCAUCUCUGGUGUUAGUCGUCAAAUUUCUGUUAGUGAAUUUUCUUGCCACUGCUGUUACGACAUCCUGGUGAAUCCCACCACCUUGAACUGCGGGCACAGUUUCUGUCGACAUUGCCUCGCUCUAUGGUGGGUGUCCUCAAAGAAAACAGAAUGUCCAGAGUGCCGAGAGAAAUGGGAAGGUUUUCCUAAAGUAAAUAUUCUGCUCAGAGAUGCCAUUGAAAAGUUAUUUCCUGAUGCCAUCAAAUUGAGAUUAGAAGACAUUCAGCAGAACUCCGACAUAGUCCAUAGUCUUACAGCCUUUCAUAAAUACGGGAAUGAUCAGAUUUCUAUAGCUCCCAAUACAGGGCGAGCAAAUCCUCAAAGAGGAGGAGGAUUUUUUUCUGGAGUACUGACAGCUUUAACUGGUGUUGCAGUGGUUCUACUUGUAUAUCACUGGAGCAGUAGAGAAUCAGAGCAUGACCUUCUUGUUCACAAAUCUGUUGCAAAAUGGACGGCUGAAGAAGUCAUCUUCUGGCUAGAGCAACUGGGCCCUUGGGCCUCUCUUUAUAGAGAAAGAUUUUUAUCUGAAAGAGUUAAUGGCAGAUUGCUUUUAACAUUGACAGAUGAAGACUUUUCAAAGGCUCCAUAUAACAUAGAGAAUAGUAGCCACAGAAAAGCCAUCAUAAUGGAACUGGAGCGUGUCAAAACUUUAGGAGUAAAGCCCCCACAGAAUCUUUGGGAAUACAAGGCUGUCAACCCAGGCAAAUCAUUAUUCCUGUUGUAUGCCCUGAAGAGCUCCCCAAGACUGAGUAUGUUAUAUCUGUACUUGUUUGAUUAUGCAGAAACCUUCUUACCUUUCAUCCACACAAUAUGCCCUGUGCAAGAAAAAGAGGAUAUCAUCACAAAAUUUCUUGACUUUAAAGAGCCCACUUGGAAGCAGUGGAGAGAAUUCCUUGUUAAAUAUUCUUUCCUUCCAUAUCAAUUGAUUGCUGAAUUUGCCUGGGAUUGGCUGGAUGUGCAUUACUGGACAUCGCGGUUUCUUAUUGUUAAUGCCAUGUUGCUCUCUGUUCUGGAGUUAUUUUCCUUUUGGAGGAUUUGGUCAAGGAAUGAAUUGAAAACUGUUCCUCACAUAAUGUGGAGCCAUUUUUGGAAAGUAUCAACACAGGGACUUUUCGUGGCCAUUUUUUGGCCUAUUAUUCCUCAGUUUAUUUGCAACUGUUUAUUUUACUGGGCCCUGUACUUUAACCCAAUUAUCAACAUUGAUCUUGUGGUCAAAGAAGUGCGCAGACUAGAAACCCAAGUGUUGUGAGUGUUGCUGCCCCAGCUCCAAGUGAAGCUGGCCUCCAGGAGGUUGGAGCUUUGAAAUUUGAAGAGUGGUGGGAGUUGCAGUGGGAAUGAGGGUGAGGGGGGGUGGGGUCUGCUUUUCUAUAAAUAGUGAUGAAAGGAGCUGCUUUUUUUAAAAGCUACGCAACAAAGUUUUUCUUGGCAUGGGAAACAGGACCCAUCAUUCCCAAACCAGUAUUGGUUUAUUCAGAUUGUAUAGCAGUGAUACUUGCCACAUACUAUAACUACCUCACAAAGGUGUUGUGAGGCUCAAUGAGAUGAUGGCUGUGAAGGACAUCAAAGAAGAUGAGACAUACAUUAAAGUAUCAUGGAAUUAGGUUGUGUAUGUUUGCUUCUCAACAGGCCUUCAGAGGUCUAGUUUGAUAGAGCCGGUAAGUGACGACAAUCUUGUUUGGAGUACUGAUGAUGGGAAAAUGAAAUUCUACCAGGCAGGACCUUGCCUUCCAAAUGUUCUCAGUAAGUGAACUUUCAGUCAGUGUGGCUGUGUGGUAUAACCAUAGACAAACAGCUGCAGACCAGAAGUAGUGUGGAAGAUGCUGUCUUGUUGGUGACAUAGUGAAAACUGCAGUCAUUGAGUUGCUGACAUACUCCCUCCUAGCCAGUUUUAAUCAAUGUUUUGUGUCCUUUCAUUUGAAAAGGGAUAUUGAACAACUUUGAGCAAGUAAUGAAGACUAAUUUUAGCCAUUCUUUGCUGUCUCAAUGCUUCCUAAAAAUCAUUUUUUCAAAAAGAAUUGGAUCUGUGACAAAUUUCAAGAUUGUACUUUUGUUUAAGAAACAUUUGAUAAUUGACCUCACACUGUAUCAUUGUCUUUGUGAUGUGAUAUCUGUACCAAGAGCUGUGAUUUGUAAAUAUGAAUAGUAUGAUGAACUAUCCAAAGAGAAGUGUGGUGGCUUCUUGAACCAUUCUUUGACCCUUUGUAUCUUGUCUUAGAAGUGAGGAUUUCAUAUUUGCAUCUGAAGGUUUCAACAAAUAACUUUAAACAAAAAUAAAAGGUUUUUUGUAAAACUC
Messenger RNA from Trichosurus vulpecula (common brushtail), 2741 nucleotides. It is a transcript of the gene BFAR, whose product is annotated as bifunctional apoptosis regulator. The transcript is spliced from 8 exons. Bases 357 to 1697 code for a protein of 446 amino acids. Gene Ontology annotation, biological process: proteasome-mediated ubiquitin-dependent protein catabolic process. NCBI's taxonomy places the organism in Eukaryota, Metazoa, Chordata, Mammalia, Diprotodontia, Phalangeridae. The record is from RefSeq and is a predicted model, not a curated record. Gene Ontology annotation, cellular component: nucleus. Gene Ontology annotation, molecular function: ubiquitin protein ligase activity; protein binding.